CUCACCUCGAUCAGUAUGAGGUUGACUAAAGCAGAGAAGUGUGCAAAAUUGAAGAAAAUGAGGAAAGAGGCUAAGAAACAGGCAAAAGAGGUGGCAGAAAACUCAAGGAUGUUUAGCGAAUACCUCAAGCUGAAGUCUUGUGCAAGGCAAGUGGACAAGUUCUUCUAAUUGUAAUACAUUACUGGAUCCCUUGAAUGGGCAACCAUUCAUUAAAGUUGCAGAAGUAAACGAAUCAGAAUUGCAGGUGAAUAAUUUGGAUGCAUCAUAAUUCUUUGCGCUGUAUUUUUCUAGACGAGUCUUUCAACCUGUGGAGUCUGUUAUUCUGUACAACUGACUUGUUACUUUAUGGCCAACUAUUAGUUCGGUCACAUAAAGACUUCUCCAUUCUAGUAUGAAAUCUUUAACAUCAAAGAUUGGCUCAUAGUGAUGAUUCUAUAAUUCCUUUUGUCGCCUGUGCAACCAUUUGUGGAGAGCUUGUCCAAGUGCCCAAAACAUGGUCUACAUAAUCCAUUCAAAGCACCAGAAAGGUUUGCUUUAAUUUUUUGUUCUUUUUCUUGUUUUUUGUGAUGUUCUCUAGCUGAACAGUGUAUAGGAUGAGCCUUUAAUGACUUGUGAAUUUUUAUACAAAGGAAGAAAUCAUGACUUUAGAGAAUGUAUCGAGUGACACCGUUUUUUGCAGGUACCUAAUGUUAGGAGACGUAUCUACAAAAGCAGCUCAUGCGCUUGGCUUGUCUGAGGUUUCUGACUUCUUUGCUAAGCUAAUACAACGGAUGUCUCCUAAGAGUUUCCAACAAGCUCUUGGUGAGGUUUCCGUGACGCAGAAAUUUCUGGAAAAUUUUCGUGGUGAUCAGGUUCGCUUUCUAGCUAGGUCUUUCGCAGUACCAGGAAAUCAUCUGGGGCAGCAGAGCUAUGGUUUUCGCUGGCCUUAUGGACCUGUGGCAGUUAUUACUCCCUUUAAUUUUCCUUUGCUUCAGCUGAUGGGAGCGUUGUACAUGGAUUCUAAUUCGGCUAUGUUUAAAUGGAUAUGUAUAUUAUGUUUAAGAGUUUGAAUGUAGUUUUAAUUUGAAUUAGAAGUACUUUUAAUUUUAAGAUGUUAAAGUGUUUGAACGCAGUUUAUAAUGUUUAAGUGUUUGAAUGGACAAUGUUUAAGUGUUCAAGUGUUUGAACAUUGUUUAUGGUUGUUGUGUUGCAUUGUUGAUGAAUUGGAUGACUGUUUUGAUUGAUGAAUUUGGUUAUUUGAAAA
Molecule: messenger RNA, 1243 nt
Organism: Lycium barbarum (goji berry)
Lineage: Eukaryota; Viridiplantae; Streptophyta; Magnoliopsida; Solanales; Solanaceae
Product: delta-1-pyrroline-5-carboxylate dehydrogenase 12A1, mitochondrial-like
Exons: 6
Coding region: 639-1049 (136 amino acids)
Cellular component (GO): mitochondrion
Molecular function (GO): aldehyde dehydrogenase (NAD+) activity; L-glutamate gamma-semialdehyde dehydrogenase (NAD+) activity
Source: RefSeq, a predicted model, not a curated record